This is a messenger RNA of Varanus komodoensis (Komodo dragon), 7873 nucleotides long. RefSeq names its product PALM2 and AKAP2 fusion (gene PALM2AKAP2). The coding region runs from base 372 to 3641 and encodes 1089 amino acids. Lineage: Eukaryota; Metazoa; Chordata; Lepidosauria; Squamata; Varanidae. Gene Ontology annotation, cellular component: membrane. The record is from RefSeq and is a predicted model, not a curated record. Gene Ontology annotation, biological process: regulation of cell shape. The transcript has 11 exons.
GAAAAGAGCCACGCGAGCCAUCUCCUUGCCUGGGCUGCUGGAGAACACAUCGAUGGCUUGUGUGAAAGUGGCAACACGCUGCCGCCGCAGCCGCCGCAGCAGCAGCAGCGGCGAUGAAGCGCAGCUAGCAACAGCCUUGCAGCUGGGAGACAGGAGGCAGGCAGGCACCAGCCCAGUCCCAGCGCCUGACAUGAUCUUCCCGUGAGCCAGUCUGCAGGGUCUUCCCAGUUGUGCCUGCUCGUAUUUUAAUUUUUGCAAGGAUACCGCGUGGCUUUGCUCGCCCAGCUACUCCGUGGGGACUGCAGUAUCUUCUUCUUUUUCUUCUUCGUUCCCCACCCUUCUCUCGUUGCUGCAUCCUUCCCUCUCCCAGGAUGGCGGAGGCUGAAUUGCACAAGGAAAGGCUGCAAGCGAUUGCAGAAAAAAGGAAAAGGCAGACAGAAAUAGAAGGCAAAAGACAACAGCUGGAGGACCAGAUACUUCAACUGCAGCAUUUCAAGUCAAAAGCACUUCGUGAAAAAUGGUUGUUGCAAGGAAUUCCUGCUGGUUCUCCAGCAGAGGAAGAAGCUAGAAAGAGACAGUCAGAAGAGGAUGAGCUGAAGGUGAAAAAGCUGGAAGACAACAUCCAUAGGUUAGAACAAGAAAUAGAAAAGCUAGAAAGUGAAGAAUCUCAAAUAUCUGCCAAAGAGCAAAUCAUCUUAGAGAAGCUAAAGGAGACAGAGAAAUCUUUUGAGGACUUGCAAAAGAGCUUUUCACAUCAAGAUGGGGAUGCAGUAAAUUACAUUUACUCCCAGAUCCCUGAACUCACAACCCUCUAUUCGCGAGCAACAGAGCCAGUUCCUGAGAAAGACGGGAGAAGCAGGGUAACUGACCCAACAGGAUUUAAUGCCUGGUUGGAGGACAUAAGUGGAAGCCCUGCAGUAGAAGUGACAGACACAAACAUGAAAUCUUCUAGAGUCUCUGAGGAUGACAUCAGGUUGAGAAAAGAGAGAGACCAAUACUGUGCCAAUUUCCUGCAGCCUGCUCGUGUUCGUUCAACAAAGGAAGACAAAAUGGAAACUGAAGCCCUUGUCUCAGAUCAUAAAAAUAUCACAGUAGGGACUUCAACAUAUGCAGGAGACAAUCAAACUCACUUAUUUUCCCCUGCUGCCAGUCACAAUGGACUUAAAGAAAGACAUGAAUCCUUGGACAGUGAGGUUGCUAAAGAGAUCAGAUAUCUUGAUGAGGUGCUAGAGGCGAACUGUUGUGAAUCUGCUACCGAAAACCCCUUUAAUGGGAUGUCUUCCUCCUCUCCAGAGCCAACUGGAGCUAUUGUUGUGGAUGGCUCAGGUCCAUCUGUUCAUAUUACUAAUGAUUCCACAGCACUCCAUAAAAGUGACAUCAUGGUAGUUGGUGGGCAAACACCUCCAGUUGUUGAACACAGUGGAAUAAGUGCGGUCUCUGGGAAGCUAAAACCAAAUGGCCAUUCUGUGGACGUACUACAAGAGGAACAUGGUGACAAUCUAAAAGUACCGGUGAGUCCCUGCUCUUCCACAAGCUCAAGGUCUUCCAAAGAUGGAGAAAUGACAUUAGCCACCAUUAAGAAGGAAGCCAAGUUUGAGCUUAGAGCCUUUCAGGAAGAAAAAAAGCCAUCCAAGCUCUUUGAAGAGGAGGACCCAAGAGAAAACUACAGGGUGCAGAAAGUGAGACCUUCUGAAGAAAUGAUAGAGCUGGAAAAAGAGAGGCGGGAACUCAUCCGAAGCCAGGCAGUCAAGAAGAAUCCAGGCAUUGCAGCAAAGUGGUGGAACCCACCCCAGGAGAAGACAUUAGAGGAACAGCUAGAUGAGGAGCAUUUGGAAUCUCACAAAAAAUAUAAAGAACGCAAAGAGAAGCAGCAGCAGCAGCCACCGACACCUGUGAAAUAUGUCUCCCAUUCCCCUGUACCACCAGAUCCAGCGAGCCUUAAAAAGGUUGACAUUGUCACUGAACAAAUAGAUUUCUCAACUGCACGGAAACAGUUUCAGUUGAUGGAAAAUUCAGGUCAGCUAAACAAUACAGCUGCACCCAAGAGAUCAGGGAAUCCCAAAAUGUUCACAAUCCAGCCCUUCUACAAACCAAUUGGCCCAUCCCAAAUGGACCGGCGAACAGUCUCAGUUACAAAACCUGUGUCUGUGUGUGGACAAACUGUACAGGUUGGCAGUAAAGAUAUAACGAUUGUAAAAGCUGAGAAGGUCUCUUGUAUCUCAGAUGAUAACAGUAUCCAGAAUGUCUCUGGUGACCCAAUGCAAGUGUCUCCUUGCAGUGAUUCCACUAAGUCUGGCCCAGCUGCAAAGAUCUGGUCAAAUGAUGGUGAAUUCACGAGUGUGAAGGCAGUCUUGACGUUGGUGAGGGAUGAUGAGCCGGGCUUACUAGAUCAGUUCUCAAAGUCAGUCAAUGUGUCUUCCCCUCCAGAGGAACUGGACUCUGGUUUGGAUGAAUUGUCUGUGAGAUCUCAGGACACAACAGUUUUGGAAACACUUUCCAAUGACUUCAGCAUGGACAAUAUCAGUGACAGUGGUGCCUCCAACGAGACAAUGAAUGCCCUUCAAGAAAAUUCGCUCACUGACUUCUCUUUGCCCCAGACUCCUCAAGCUGACACACCUUCUGAGGGUCGGGGAGAGGGUGUUUCAAAGUCUCUUAGCGACCAUGGCUUUUAUUCUCCUCCCUCACCAUUACUUGAUGGUAUGCUUAUCGAUGAACAGUUGGAGUACCAGGCUGGGCUAUUGGUUCAGAAUGCCAUUCAGCAAGCCAUAGCUGAGCAGGCAGACAAAGUAAGUUCCAGACAAGCAAAGGACACCACAGUGCAAAAGAUUUGUCAGGUCAAGGAGCAGAAGGAGAUGGACAAGGCACCUUCUUCAGAGAAACGGCACAAUCCAACAUUUCAGCCACCUCAGGUGUCAUCUCCAGUACAAGAGAAACGGGAUACAGCACCAAAGACAUCUGCAAGUCCAGACUCUGCACUCAGGGAAAGGCAGGCCCCACCACCAUCUCUUGUUGCUCAAGCCACCCAGCCAACCACUGUGGAGGAACCCAAGCCAGAAGUCAGCUAUUUCAGCAAGUAUUCAGAAGCAGCUGAGCUCAGGAGCACAGCUUCCAUUCUGGCUAUGCAAGAAGCAGAGGUGACAGUAGGCCCUUUUAGGCUAAGAUCCAAAAAGCAGAGGACUUUGUCCAUGAUAGAAGAAGAGAUCCGUGCAGCCCAAGAAAGAGAGGAGGAGCUGAAAAGACAAAGGCAGGGUAUACAGUUGACCCGGAGUCCUGUUGCCAAGAGUGCACCUCUGCUAUCCACCAAAACUGCAUCUUACAGAACUGCACCAGGUAAAAUAGAGAAGAUCAAGCCACCUCCAUCCCCAACUGCUGAAGGGCCCCCCUCGCAUUCUGACUCAGCAUCAGAUGAAUCUGGAGGAACCCAAAAGCCCAAGAACCUGAUGCAGACUCUUAUGGAAGAUUACGAAAGUCACAAAACCAAGAGGCGGGAGAGGAUGGAUGAAAGCAGCUACACCUGUAAAUUACUGUCUAACAAGGUUACUUCUGAGGUCCUUGAAGCUACCAGAGUCAACCGCAGAAAGAGCGCCCUAGCACUGCGAUGGGAAGCUGGCAUUUAUGCUAACCGGGAAGAAAAUGAAUAGUUCUGUUGGCAAAAUGGGAGAGUCCUUCCUUCCUUCCUUCCUUCCUUCCUUCCUUCCUUCCUUCCUUCCUUCCUUUUAGCCCCCUUUUCUUUUCUUUCUUCCUUUUUUAAAAUUGCAGAGACCAAGAAACCAAAUAAGAGAACCAAUUUUAAAUUUUCAAACAGCAGCAGCAGCAUUUUAAUCCGAUAUUUAUUACGAAUGUACCUGUCUCUGCAAUGAUAUGCUCAAGCAGAAGCAAUGCGUAUGUAAUAUACACAUACGCACACACACAGAACAUUAGACUGAGAAAAGCAUCUGCUGUCUCCCCAGAAGCAUACCAGAAGCAUAAAACUGAAAAGCAGGCAGUAUCCUUGGAGCGCUUGUCAUCCCCGCUGAUAAGAAAUAGCCGAGAUGAUUAUCCAAGAGGACGAUGAACAGUGUUGCUUUCUUCACACUGUCUCUUCACAGCCUUGCGUCGGGAACAGGAAGAGUUGGCCUGCAGAGUAUUUUACCACCAGGUGGCACCUCUUGUAAAAACAAACCAUUGUUCAAGCUUUGCCCGAGCUUGGGCAGCAGCUCUCCAUCAUCCCAUAAGUGGUGUUAAGAAGAGGGCUAUUACUCUGUUAUAUCCUAGAUAGCCAUAAUAUACCACAAUAUAUAUAUUUUUUGCUGUUCUUAACAAAUAGGGGAAAGAUUUUGAAGUCCAUUUAACGGAUUUAAAAAAAAUCACACAACAGAGGCUGUUAAUUUGCAAAUGUGAAUGUAUAAUCAAUAUAUUUAGCCAUAAAAUACAUUGUAUUGUUUUUGAUGUUAUUUUGAAAGAUAGAGUUUGAAGGCAGAUUGUUCACCUUUUUCUUAAUUUAUCAUAGGUAGUUUUCUGUUGCAAAUUUGCCAUUCUUUUUUUUUUUUCAUCAUCAGUAUGCUUUUAAUACUGCUGCACAAUCUGUAGGUAAAGUAAAAUAAGUAGAAAGAAAUGCCAAAUCAGAAUAUCUUAGUUCUAGUGGAUUGUAUGCUUGCGGUAUCCAUUUGGACUCUUGUUUUUCAGAACAUAUUUGCAUUAUCUGUGUUUAAUGGUUGCUAUGAUGAUGCAGGAGGAAAUAUAUAAUAAAAAUAUAUAAGGAACAUUGAAGAUGAGUUGGGAAGAUAAAGGCAGAAUCAGGAGCAUUUGAAUAUUUUUUACUGAGACAACAACUGACCCUCAAGUCAGAUUCUUACACAGAGGAAUAUGAAAGAAAAAAUAGUUAUAUCUUUAACUAUAUUUAUGCUACAUUAAAGGUCUUAGUGUUAAUAAAGCAUGGGGAGGGGGGAAUGUUUUUUGUUACCAGGAAAUGAAAAGUUGAAGAAAGUAACAGAGAUGAGAGAACAAGGGCCAAAGGAUUAUUUUUGCUGUUUCAACAGUGUUUUCAAAGCUAAAUGAUAAUAGGUUGGAAAUUGUUGACAAAGGAAUAUGAUGUGAGUUUGUGUGUGCACGCGUGCGUGUGUACAUGUGUGUGUGCGUGCAUGUGAAGUUGGAAUAUUAGGAUGGUGAAGAGAUGUAGGUGUGAACAUAUUAUUUUCUCCAAAGCUGCUUGCCAGCUCUAGGGGUAUACAUUUCUCUUUUUUUUAACAAAAAAGGGAUAUAUAAAGGCACUAAACUGAUGCAGUAUUUGUAAUAACAAAGCUGACCAGACCAUGGUAUUUGCAUGAAUUAACACUUCAAAAGCUAUUGAACAGUUUUAUAAUCUGACAUUUAGAAAAGAAAUUUGGUAUUUAUUCUUGUGCUUUAUAGUCUGGCAUAGUAUUAGAACAGCCUUCUUCAAACCAGAGACCGUCAACUGUGUUGGACUACAAUGCCCAUCAUUUCCUAGGAAUGAUGGAAGUUGUAGUCCAGUACAUCUGGAAGGCACCAGUUUAUAGAAGGCUGCAUCAGAGUUGCCAGUUUAAUUUUUUUUCUGUUCAGUGAAUGCAGUAGAAUGUUUAGUAAUGGAAACCCCAAACUUCUGGAUUAGAAGUGGUCAUAUUUUAGGCAACUGAGGAAAGGUACAGAAAGGUAAAGGAUUACUUUUGGCUGGUUUUUUUUAAAGGAGGCGAAACCACGAGUAGUGAUCCUCUACAGUUAUUAUGCACUGAUGUUCCAAUUUGACAAAGACACUGCGACUUUUAAAUAUAUUUUUUUCAGAAAGCUCUGUGCAUAUGUAGACUAGCAUGAUGAUUACUACUACCUUGGAGAAGAUUCAUUCUGAAUUGUAUGUGGAAAAUGAAGUCGAAAUAUUUGGCUAUAAAUCGGUGUGCUGCUUGGAGAAUGACAUCUGUUGUGGCUUCUGAUCCCAUCCUUCAAGCCUGACUUCCACGGAUACACAGAGCUUCUGUUCCCAGAGAUAAUGGACUGAAAAUAAGAGGUCCAUGUAUGUAAGACAAACUUUCCCCUGCUGUAACAGGCAAUAGGAGAGUCCCUUUUACAUGCAUGGGUUGUAUUAGUGAAUCACAAGCCAGGGGUUCUAUGCAAUGUUAGCCCUGCUUAAAGUAAACCCAUUAAAAUGAACUGUAUUUAAAUUAGACUAACACUAGAUACAAACCCAGCUCUAUAUCUAGUUGCCAUGGCCCAAACACAGGAGAUCUUGCAAGCUUUGCAUAUUUUGGAACCAAAAAAAUCCAGCUAUACAAUUAUCAAAUAUUUUACAUGAACGAUAUCUAUAUUGAUAGCUUACAAACUAUUCUGAUUAUAUCUUUUUAAGUAUUUGAGGUGCAACCCAGCCUCAGACAAGGACUGUUGUCACACUGAUUUCCAGAGCAGUACAUGCUUAACCCUCUUCGGUUGGAAUCAGUGGGGUUUAAAGUGCUGAAUUUUGGCUGGAUUGUGUGGUAGCCAUUUCCAGAAUCUAAAAUGCUGCAUAGGAAAGAGGAAUUCCACUUACAGUCAGACGAUAGAAUCGGUGUGUGAAGACGAAAAAGUGGGCCACAGAUGCUGGAAGGACCAGGGAGUUGGCCCCAGUAAGGAAAUUAAGUUCCUGACCUGCAAAAAACCACCCGCACCAUUUCCAGUGGGUGAUAUUUUUUUUUAAGCCUUUAGUAGAGACUUCUUGUACAAGCAAAUUGGGGUGAAAUUUUUAAUUUUUGUUUAAGCAACACCAUCCAGAGGACUGUGUUCUUCAAAGGAAGCUUAAUAUUCUCAGGAUUAUGAAGAAACAGUGGGAUUCCUUGCUGAAAAUGUCUUUAAGCCAGUGUGGACAAUGUGCAUCUGAAAGAGCUAACAUGGGCAAGACGGUGAACAAGUUUAUUUCAUGGCAACUCUUCCAGUGAAAUGAUGGUUUUCUAGUGGAAAAAAUAAAACCAAAGAUGAUAUAUUGCUUGGAAUUGGAUGUUUUCUUCCAUUUUCCUAGGUUGUAGUCAACUCAGCAUGAAAAAACAUGGAGUUGUGAAAGAAAUCCCCUUUUUUCCUAAAAUCAACAAUAAAAAGUGACUUCAAGACUAUGUUUCAUUUGUCUAAAUAUAUUGUUCUAUUCCCUGCCCUCCCCAGGUGGGUCUUUCCCAGCAACAAAAAUGUAAUCAAUGUCUGUCAUCCUGGGAUGAUUUUGCUAAACAGAAAAAGAGGAUUGGUUUCUAAUGCUCUUUCUCCAACUUCAUUUGUGGUGGUGAUGGCUUCUUAUUAUGAACUGCUAUCAAUGGACAAUUAUCCUUUCAGGAAAUACAGAAUGCUGACUGCCAUUUUCAGCAAUACCAAGCUUAGUACUUUCAUAGGAUAGCAGUGGACUUCUCUCUCCAUUAUUUUCUUUUGCCCACCCCACCACUUACACAUUGAAGUCUAUAAAUAUAUGCCAGUACACUAUUUACAUGUAAUUCUGGCCCUCAACCCUUCCCGUAAAGUCGACCCAUCUCACCUCACUCAUUGUGUUGGCUUUGUCUUCAUACAUAUGAAAAAAUGAUAUUUCAUGCAUCAAGUCCUGAUAUAAUUAAACUGUGCAUUGACAAAUACUUAAGCAGUAUAAUUUGUGACUGUACCUGAGGUGCUUUUCUUUUUCAAAUGGUAGAGCAGUGGCCUCAAAACUCUUUAUAAAAGUAUUAAGUUGCCAGUUUUAACUACAUUUUGCUCCCACUCUGGAAGGAUUCAUUGCCUAAAACUGCAGUAUGGCAUUUCCUCUGUUACAAUUGACCAAUCACUCAGUUGCAAAAUACAUGGCUUCUUGUGUAUGUUAACCACGUCAUUGUUGUAUUUGCUUCUGUUUAUAGUGACUGUGAGGCAUACAAUACAAGUAUAUAAUUAUUUUCUCAUUAAA